CGCGCGGGGUGAAGGGGCAGCGGGAGGCGGCGCCAUUUUGUGAGCGGGUGUUGGCGGUGCGGCCCCCCCCCCCCCGCCCCCCUCGCGGCCGGGCACGGCCGGGAGCCGCUGCCUGCAGAAAGGAGGAACUGAGAAACUGGAGGUAUGCAUAAAACACAUAUGUCUUGAGAGGAGAGACCAUUGUGCCAGCAGCGUUCCUUCCACCAAUUCUGCGGAAGACGGAUAGUUUGUUCCCUGUACUCUGUUCCAGAUGCUUCAUGCUGAAAAUAGAGUAAGGCUCUCGGACUGUCAGGACGAAAUAAAAACUGAACGAUAUUCUAAAAGAAUGAAGUCAGCAGAAGGGACUUAUGAGAAACUCCCUGAUGAUGAAAACCAAGGUAUUCAGGAGGAGGUAGAUGCUGAGAGAACAUCAAGUGAUUGGAUACCAGCAUAUGCCUCAGAUAAUCAAGGGCAACAUGAAAUGCAGAAGCAAGAGAAAAUACUGACUGAUGUCUUGGGGUCAUUGAAUGAAGUUCUCCCAGAAAAUAAUCCAGUGCUUAGUCAGCCAGUUGAUUUAGAAACUGUGCAGAAUGUAAAUCCUCCAUUUGCAUCAAUAAAUGACUCUAAAGUUCAAGAAGAGAAAGACCCUUUUAUUACGAAUAAUGCCGGUGAAGAUAAUACUAAAAAAAGUAGUACCUCAUUAUCAAUAAAUAGAAAUGCAUCAGAUGAAGAUUUUUUUACAAGCAAAGAAUUUAUAGGACCUAUUUACAAACCUGCCAAAAGUAACAAACAGAAUGAAUCUGUCAGUUGCAAUGAAUGUGGAAGCAGUGGGGGAGAUGAGAAUGAAUUACAUGAUAACACACCUAAAAGAAAGGAGGCUAAGAAGAUGCAGGCUAUUUCUGCCACUGUACCAGAAAUAGAUGAUGAACUGGACCAGUUCUAUAAAGAAAUUCACCAGCUGGAAAGUGAAAAUUUAGAUACUAAUCCUCAGGAAAAAGAAACUGAAAUUUCUCAGGAUCAACAGUCUCCAUAUAAUUGCAGUCCAAGCUCACAAGAGGACUGUCAACACGUAUUGUUGGACAGCCCACAGCCAUCGUAUGAGAAUGGACAGAGUUUUCUUGGGGAACAGAACAGUCAGAAAACAAGCAAUGAGCAGCAGUUUGUUGUGGAAACAGAUGGCUGGAAAACUGAAAAUACCUUUAAUGACCAAGUAGAUACUAAAUAUUGGAACUGCUCAGUGCCUGAAUUCAGACCUGCUUGGCAGACUAGAGCAUCUUUCACAGUACCUCAGAGACCUCUUCUUCCUAGAUUCAACCAUCAAUCCCAUUUUCAGACACUUACUUCCCCACCACAGAUCCCAGAUGCUCUCCCUUUUCGAAAUGGGGAACUUUCUUAUGAAAAUCGUCAUAGUAAUUAUAGAAAUAUUGGUAUCAACAAUCAUGGUCCAUUGCUUGAUCAAAAUACCAGCUAUGCUAGUCAUAGUGACAUCCAUACUACUCAGGUCUUCAGAAAUGAAAAUAAUGACCAGAAGGGACUCCAAAAUAGUGGUUUCUGUGAAACCAAAGAAGAGUGUCGGAAGGAUCCAAAAGCUGACAAUAUAGAAGGAAUGCACAGCUUUUCUUCCUUGCAGUUAUCCGAAGAAAGAUUUGGUUGUGCACAAAAAUUUCUUCUAAUCUUAAGAGGCUUACCUGGUUCAGGGAAAUCUACACUUUCUCGCAUUCUGCUUGGUCAGAGUUGUGAUGGCGUUGUACUCAGCACCGAUGAUUAUUUCCGUCAGUGGGAUGGAUACACAUAUAAUGCUGCUCAGCUUGGUGAUGCCCAUGAAUGGAACCAGAAGAGAGCAAAGCAAGCAAUGGAGCAGGGAAGAUCUCCAGUUAUAAUAGACAACACUAAUACUCAAGCCUGGGAAAUGAAACCGUAUGUGGAAGUGGCUCUAGAAAAAGGUUACAGAGUGGAAUUCCAUGAACCAGAUACUUGGUGGAAGUUUGAUCCUGAAGAAUUAGAAAAGAGGAAUAAACAUGGGGUCACUCGUGAGAAGAUUGCUCAGAUGUUGGAACGAUACGAAUAUCAAAUAUCUAUACCUAUUGUCAUGAAUUCAGUGGUACCUCCCCACAAAAACAAUCAAAGACCACCUCUACAGCGAAGACAUAGGGAGACAAAUUUAAGGACAAUCACUGGGUACCCGUCGACAAAAGCAAAGCAGAAGAAAAAGCGAAAAAGAAGCAAAACAAUGGAAAGUAAUCACACAGAAAUUAUGAAGAAAAUGUUACAUGGAGUAGAUUGUUAUCCAGCUCCAGGUGACCAGGACAGAUCAGAAAGUGAGGAGGAGGAUGUGGAAGAAGAAAACAGCAAACCACUGUGUACAUUCAGCAAAGGUCCAGAGGAUCCAGUUUGUGAAGAGCAGCCUAACAGUGAUGAUGAAAGCCUAAGAGAAGCUGCAGCGGUUUCAAGAGAAAGGUUUCUGGUUGCUGUGCCUGAGGUCUCAACAAUGUCAAACAGUGCACUGAAAAAUGAAUUGCCUAUAGAAAGUGACAGUUCACUCCUAAUAGAUGUAACACCUUUUUCUACUGAAAACCUAACCAAAAGUGCCGAUGAUGAGGAAGCAAAUCAGAGGCAAAAAGAAAAUCUUUGCAGAAGCAGUUUCCUAAAAAUAAGCAAUGAUGAAAAUUCCAUCUAUGAAACAGAAGGCAUCUCUGAAGAUUAUGAAACAUCACUGUUAAGCACAGAAGACAAACUGGAAUCAUGUCAAAUUACAUGUGAACCUGACUUGGAAGCUAAGCUGAUAAGUUUAAACAGUGAAGAAAAAGAAAUCUCUCAGUGUUACAAUUUAAAUGAUGUGCCUGAUAAUAACACAGAGGGCAAAGGUGCAUUAAAAGAAGAAAAGACUAGCCCUAAUGCCUGGGCCUCUUUUUCAGUUAAUUUAUCUACUGAGGAAUUGCAGCUGGGCGCUGAUACACAAGUUUCUCUCUCUCCUUGGUCCGAGGAUAAAUUUGUAGGUGAACAAAGACCCCAAAAAAUGAGGAACCCCAAACCCACUCAGACAAACAGUUCAGCACAGCUAAACUGUGAUCAGUCAAAGGAAGGAUUGGUAAAGGAGAAACAUUAUGAAACAGAAACUGAGGAGUUUGGCAACAUAACAAGCAAUGGUCUGUCUGCAUCUCCAGCUGGUGAAGUGCACUUUGAUUCCUUUGUGGAAUCCAGGGCCACCUUUGUGCAGUGUUCAAGUGAAGUAAACGUUUCAAUAAAUGAUGCUACACCAAUUAUAUUGAGAAGGAAAAGGUGCAGGAGAAUUGUCAACUUAGCACCAAAGUUUAACCUACCAAGAGAGAUUGCUGAUCAUACAGAAGGAGGGAAGGAAGUCCCAGUAAAAGAAGACUUUCCCCAAGAAAGUGUUUUGGACGUGAGGCAAGAGAACUUUCUAAGCAAGGACCAUGGAGAGGCACAAGCACAGGACUCUGCAUUGCAGGAAUAUUUUGCACCUUACAAUGACACCGAGGCAACCUCUUCCUUACCCGAUGCUGAUGCUCUGUUACAUGGUAUUUCUCCCAUUCAUUCAGGACAAUAUUCUCCUAUAUCAAAAUAUUCCUGCAGUGUUUGUGUAGAAUCCAGAACAGAGGAGGAGCAAGCUACAACUCUAAAGCUGCAAGAGGUAGCUGAUAAAACAGAGGACGAGAGUGAACAAGUUUCUUCAGAGGUUACACACUGCCAACCAGAUAUUUUGUCUUCUGUUAAAGUUGUUUCUGAAUAUCCAGAAGAUUCCAGUAUAUUGGCAAGCUGCAGUGAAAAGGUGAAUGAAGCAGAUGACCCUGAACCAGCAGAGGCCUCACAACUUGAAGAUAAUCAAGAUGUGGAUGUGAAAUGUAGUUUUCUGGGACUUCCCUUAUCAUUAGGAUUUGCUUUUCAACUUGUGCAGCUCUUUGGUUCUCCAGGUCUUCCACUGGAAUCCUUGUUGCCAGAUGAUUUUAUAGUUCCUCUUGACUGGAAAGUUUCAAAGAUGAUCUAUUUACUGUGGAAGACCUCUGUGGAGGAAAAACAGAAAGCAAAUGGAUUGCAGAAUGGAAACAGCUUGACUGAUGAUAUUAUUAUUAGUCUUGAAGAUCUAAAUAAAAAUCACCAAGAGAAUCAAGAUUCUUCUGAAACAUUUCCAGACAUGGAGCUGUUUCAAGGGAUGAUAGAAGAGAACAUCAUGACCUGCACUAGCACUGGCUGUCUGGAUGCUGCAUUUCAUCAGUCAUGACUGACCAUCUUAAAUUCUGCAUAAACAGAAACUUCUCGCUUUGAUUCCACCAUGAAAGGACUUGUUGGCCACCAAGGAUUUUAAAUGUGAGGGAUAACAUGGAAGAAAGAAACUCCUGUAGCUUUUUUUUUAUUUUCUUUGUCUGUCUUCUCUCCCACAGCCCCCCAACAUCAACUUUUCUGUCCAUGUAAUAAUGAUCAAAAAUGAGAUAACUUUGGGUAUGGCAAAAUGUCACUUUCUGAAGCCAUUUGGGAUUUACAUAUUUAUAUAUAUUUAUAGAUGUUUCUCUAAACAACCUCAAGUGUGGUACAACCAGUUUGAGAGCGGAGACCAGAAGCAUCUGUUGCCAUGAGGUGUGAGCUUCAGGCUCUGGUACUUAAUUCAUUUGUAUGGGGAUCUAAGAUGUUGCCACACAGUGAUGCUUGCCUGCAGGGAAAGGUGCCUGUUACAUGUGCCUACUUCUGCCUUUCACCCUGUCAGUCAUAAUUACAUCCUAGUCCCUUUACAACCUCAAGUGGAAUAAAUCUUCAUCAGUCACUCCUAAUCAUUCAUCCAGGGAUUGAAUGAUUACCUUCUUUUCUCCUGAAAUGAGGCUUUAUGCUUCCCUUCAGCUAGACUCAUUUGGGACUACAGAAAUAAGAAAAUUUCACUGUAGACCUGAUUCAAACACACUGGAGAAGGGAUGUAUAUGGUUUGUGGUAGACUGAGAAGAUGUAUAACUAGCACUAGUAACUAAUGAUUUGAUGUUUCUUUUAGAGGUAUUAGAAAUAUUUACAUAUGCAGAAUGAGCUAAAUUAUAAUUAAUUAUGAAGAGCAACCUCUGUCAAUUAUGAGGCAUGCAUGAGGCUGGACAUUCCUUUGUAGGGAGGAGAGACAUAAAAGACAAUUGUCACCUCAAUGAACUAUGAAAAGUGUGAGAAAAGAUGAAUGAGAAGAAGAGAAGCAAGGAAACUUAGGUUACGUCUACUUGUCAGAUAUAUUUUCCACUUCCGCAGCUUGCAGAUCCAGAAUAUUUAUCCAUUUGUUCAUUCAACUCCUCUUCCUCACUUUUUCCUGCACCUGCUUCAUUAUGCACCACCUGACUGCACUCAUGCUGAAGCUCCACUACAGUCUAAAUUGCCAAUGUGUCUCCACUUUCUCCCUAAAGGCUGCACCUACAUAUGAGCACUUAACACUGUAUGCAUUUCUAAAUUAAUGUUGUACUAUCAGGGAAACUUACUGACCACACUGUCUUAAUGCAUUUCCCAGAUACAUGUGUGUGUUUUCCUUGGCUGGGAAUGUGCUGCUCUCCUACCAGCAGAACAUUAUACAAAAUGCAGUGGGGAGGAGGAAGGUAAUUCAUGCCAGCUCUAACUGCAGCUUCAGACUUAGGUGAGGUACCAGUGGCAGCAGAAAAGUUAGUUUGAUUUCAAGAAAAUGUCACUCAAGGAUUAAUCCUGUCUUCCUACUUCUGUUUAUUGAGAGAGAAAUCUGAAUGCCUUCAUUUUCUCUUACUGGAUACUGACCUUACGGAAGGCUUAAAAUAAAAUACAUUUUCAAAUUCUCACAGUAUUCUUGUACGGACAAAUCAUGUUAUGUCUCCUAGGAGGUUGUUGCCAAUUUCAGUUUACUGUAACCCUCCCCUCCACAGUAUCUAUGAAUUUCAAAUUUUAUGAAUCUUUUUUUCCUGCCACUUUUUUUCCCACUUGCUUCAGCUUCAGUUAGCAUUGGUGCGCCAUGUGCCCAGGAGCUAAGCUUUCUCCCCAUACAUGAACCCUCUCCUUAGCACUAUUGGCAAACGUCAGAACCUAAGGCUUCAGCCUUGAGGGUUGGUGGCGGUGUGUCCCUGUGGCAUACCUGAGGCUGGCUUCUAACCAAGCUGGGGUUGACGCUGUGUGUUGUUCUGAGAGGGAGAGUGUGGUACCACACCAACUGUUUUGGGGUUUAUUAGAAAUUAUAAUUUCUUUUGCUUCUGUAGUGAUCAAGUUAAUGCAGAUCAGGUCUUCUUUAGAGGAAAUAAAUCUUGUUAAACUU
This is a messenger RNA of Empidonax traillii (willow flycatcher), 6229 nucleotides long. It is a transcript of the gene N4BP2L2, whose product is annotated as NEDD4 binding protein 2 like 2. Gene Ontology annotation, cellular component: nucleus. The coding region runs from base 251 to 4216 and encodes 1321 amino acids. Gene Ontology annotation, biological process: negative regulation of transcription by RNA polymerase II. Lineage: Eukaryota; Metazoa; Chordata; Aves; Passeriformes; Tyrannidae. The record is from RefSeq and is a predicted model, not a curated record. Gene Ontology annotation, molecular function: transcription corepressor activity. The transcript has 12 exons.